AUGUUUGAGCCCGAUUUCGAGGGCCGGGUUGAGCUUAUUGCGGUUGAGCUGAAGAAAGGCUUCAACCUAGAAAUUCUUAGCAACUUCCGCGUACCGUCGCGUGCAGUGCUGGAUGCCCCGGUGCUGGGGGACGCAAGAGGUAUCCUUGCGGAUUUGGGGAAGUUUGAGAAGCGCAUCCCCAAAAAGUAUGUGGAGAAGAAACCGGUGAAGAAAACCGCGCGGGGUCGUGAAUCCGAAGGUGCAAUUUAUUCUCUCUUUGACUUCCCUACGUCUCCCCUGCGUACCGCUGCUGCGGGUGCGGGUGUACCGAAGGAGACUGUUGUGCCCAAGGAGCCUGCGGCCCCUUUUGUUGGGCCGGUUCGCGAUCCCACCGUGGAGAAGACGGUGGAAACGACUGCUGACCAGAUAUUCGACACUGAGAAAGCUGCAGCUGAGGCAAUUGCGGUUAAAGCGCAACAAGCAAAGGCCCUGGCUGUUAAGGCGCUGGAAGAGGCCAAGGAAACGGGGACUCGUGCUGCAAAGGCCCUUGAGGAGGCCAAAGAGAGGGAGAGCCGCUCUUCUAAGGCUCUUAAAGAGGCGAAUGCUGAGCGCGCUCGUUUGGAUAAAGUGGUUGCCAGCCUUCAGGCUGAGGUUCAGGCCCGGGAGGUCGCGGUUACAGACCUCACAGCCCGCGUGACUGCGACGGAAGAGCGGGCCAAUGUUGCCGUUGAGGCCAGAGAUGCUCUGACCUCUUCGUUUAACCAACUGGAGGCUGACCGUGAAUGGAUGCGGAGUCAUGGUAUCGCGCGUAUUGUUCAGGCUAUCAUGGAUGCGCCUGAGACCGCAGAUGGUUUAGCCUUGGUCAAGGAACGUGUCCGCGAUGCCGGAUUUAAAGCUGGUUAUAACCGCUGCAUUUCCCAUAUGAACGUCAUGUCUAUAGGCGAGGCUGCGGAUUACGUUGACCGGCUGCGGAUGCUGUAUGCUGAUACAGAAGAGGAAGACCCCGCUGGUGGUGUUGGGGAUGACGCGGGUACCAGCGGUAGAAAAUAG
This is a messenger RNA of Helianthus annuus (common sunflower), 1029 nucleotides long. RefSeq lists its product as uncharacterized. NCBI's taxonomy places the organism in Eukaryota, Viridiplantae, Streptophyta, Magnoliopsida, Asterales, Asteraceae. The coding region runs from base 1 to 1029 and encodes 342 amino acids. The record is from RefSeq and is a predicted model, not a curated record. The transcript has 7 exons.